AGCUUUGGCAGGCUGGGGCCCUCUGCGGUCUUCCUUGUGCUGGGCAUCUAGGUGCCCUCCCCGGUGCUUUGCAUCCUCCAGAUCUGCGGUUGGCUCUCCCGCGUCUCGGCUGGGCCUGGGUGGCGCAGGACAAGAGCUCGCUCUGAUGCGGGGGCUUGCUGAGUAGAUUGGGAGAGGAGGUGGCUGGGGGUGCAGUCAGGUAUGUUGAGAGCCUCCGUGCUUCCUGGGGAGUGUCGGGGAGCCCGGGAGGCGUCUUGCUGAGUGUUCCUCGGCCAGAGGUGUCUUCAGCCAACUGCAGCCCAGCUAGGAUGCGUGAAGCCUUACUGGGGAAGCCCCAAAACGGUCAGGAGGGAAGAGAGGGCAAUGCUGCCUGGGAAGUCUGAGCAGAUAUUCCUUCUGUGCCUCUUCAGGGGCCUUGCCUGGGCAUUCCCUCCACCCACGGGAUCCCUGGGCAGCGUCCCUGGAGGUGCAUGUCCUGCUCCUUUCAGGGUGGAGAAUUUGGCUAUUCUGGGCUAGCACUGGAAAUACCAAGAAAGAGGGACUUGCUUUCCAAGUUCGGCAUGCUCAGAAUCUUGGGUCCUGUUUUCAUUUUUUCAAGUGACUUUUAUGUCUUGGUGGAUGCAAGGAGGGACUUGAGAGUGUGGAGCAGGGGUCAUGUCAACAGGCCUUCAGAGCUUUUAGAUCAGCCUCGCACCGUGGCAGUGCCCUAACGCAAGGAAUGGCUGGCGGGUGAGCACAUGUGCUGGUGGAGGAGCAGGAAGGCAAGCAGGCUGCCGGCGGAGCGGGGCCACUGGAUCAGGGCAGGGCUUGGGCACAGCCUGGGACGUGGCAUGAAGGCCUCCUCCAGUAGCAGCCUGCUAACUGUGUAACUCCCUCCCCUCCACUAACCCCCCAGCAGCCUGGCAUUUUUUAAUUUUGUACACUUCACUGGGCUUGUUUAUCUUACAUGCUUCCUAAAUCUGAGUGAAAUAUAGAGGAGUCCCAGAGUCAGGUUUCCUUGGUCUAGAACUUUAGUCACAGGCUGUCUGGAUGGCCGCAGCGGGUUUCCCCUUUGCACGGUGCUGGUCUGGAGGGCUUUGACCUGACUUUUGGGUGGAGCUGCUAGCAGGGACCAUGUGGCCCCCUGGUUACAGCAGCAGAGACCCUGCCUAUUGGUAUUGGUCUCUCCCUAAGUGCAGUUCAGUGUACUGGUUGGGACCUAGGAGCAUUUCUUUAAUUGAACGAUGCCUUCUGAUCUCCACAUAGGCUGAGGUGUGGCCCAUAUGUUGUAAAACAAAUCGAUUACGCUCUUGCGACUAGCUGUCAGAAAGGCCACGGUCUGCCCUAUGACUCGGCCCCAGAUGGCUGGGAGAAGCCUGUUGCCCCACCACUGCCUGAGGCACAGUUAGCUAAAAUGCAAGAGCAGGGCCUUCUUGGGGGUUGCGCUCGCGUCCUGGCACUCCCCAGCGAUCAAGACCAGGUGUGUCUCAUCUCGUGCUGUUCUGCCAAAAAGCAAAGAUGGUUUUGGUCCUUGAGAAAAUGUACUUCUUUCACGUGUUAGACCUUGGUUUUUAUUUCCCAUCGUGUAUUCUUUAACAUUUUAAUUAAAGCCUUUUGAUUUUAUUGUUCACUUUCUUGAACACAACAUUUAGUGGAAAAAGCAGAUAUAAACUGACUGAAUGGGUGAAUGCGCCAUUUCCGGCCCGCGGUGCAGGUCCUCUCCCGGCAGGCAGCGUCCUCUGACCCCGCUGCCACCUGCAAAUGGCUCCUUCCUGCCAUGCGGAGGGGCAGAUGGGGGCAGGGGGCACGUCUCAGCCGAGGAGGGAGAGGUUCUCCUGGCGAGCCAUGCCUGUCACGUGGAGAUUCCUGGGCCCAAAGAGAUCCUUGGAGGAAUUUGUGAACCUUUCUGUGCACUCCCCACAAGGAAACUGGCCCUGAAGUACCAUCCAGACAAGAACCCGGAUAAUCCCGAAGCUGCCGAGAAGUUCAAGGAGAUCAACAAUGCCAACACGACGCUCAGUGACGAGACCAAGCGCCGCGUCUACGAUGAGUACGGCUCGAUGGGGCUCUAUGUCUCUGAGCAGUUCGGGGAGGAGAGCGUCAAGUAUUACUUCCUCAUGUCCAAGUGGUGGUUCAAGCCCCUGCUGGUCUGCUGCUCGCUGCUCUCCUGCUGCUGCUGCUGCUGCUGCUGCUGCUUCUGCUGUGGGAGGUGCCGCCCGCCCGAGGAUGAGGAGGCCUACAAGUACGUCAACCCGGAAGACCUGGAGGCCCAGAUCCGUGCCGAGGACAAUGGAGGCGGCGCCAUCCGAAUGCAGCCCACCAGCAGCUCCUCCUUGCACACUGCAGACGAGACUCAGCCCUGCAAGCCAUGACCCUACCUCGGCCUCCAGUCACAGCUGAAGACCCCUUGCAUCUUCUGCAGCCAUUCCGAAGCCCCCUGCCCAGCCCGAGUUGCUGAGGAAGGGCUGGCAGGGGCCCGGGCGAACGGCCACAGCCUCGCUCUGAAGUGCGCCCAGGGGGUGCCUGGACUCCUGGCGCCGCACGUCUUCUCAGGGAAUGAGCCGCCACCUUGCCCCAGAGCUGGCCUGUCGCUGGGGCAGAGCCAGCGGGGCGAUUCUGCCUUGGCCCUGAUGGGCCGCCCAAGGACUCGCUGCUCCAGCAGCCCCAGAGCCAGGCUGGAGGUCGCUGGGCUGGCGCCGGGGUCUGCGGGGCGUGGGGAGGGAACGGAAGGUGGCGGGAGCCCGCAGCCAGCAGCCUGCCUCCGCCUCCCUCCCCGCACCGGCUUUGCUCCCGCCAGCCUCAGCUAAAGCGCCCUGGCGCAGAAGCAGGCCAGUGAGGACUGCCCCUGGUGGCAGGCCCGUGGGGGGGGCCACUCCCGGAGUCCCUCUCGCCAGUGCCACCCUGCUGUGCUGGCCCCUCGGGAGCCGGAGGGCCCCUCUUGCCCUGCGUGUGGUGCCAAGCCUCGCCGAAGGACGUGAAGGAAGGGCCACCGUUUCUGGAGUGCCAGCCCGCCUGGGGCAGCUGACGGCUCCCCUGCCCCUCCCGGGCAGAGCCAGUCGCCCUGCAGGUUCCUCCCCCUCCUGCAGGGCAGCCUGGGGGCGAGGGCUGUCCUUCGCACUGUGACAGGGGAGUUGUUAAGGGUUUUGUAAGCACAAUUAAAGGUUUCCGAAGGAA
This is a messenger RNA of Varanus komodoensis (Komodo dragon), 3153 nucleotides long. It is a transcript of the gene DNAJC5G, whose product is annotated as DnaJ heat shock protein family (Hsp40) member C5 gamma. The transcript is spliced from 4 exons. Lineage: Eukaryota; Metazoa; Chordata; Lepidosauria; Squamata; Varanidae. Bases 1659 to 2351 code for a protein of 230 amino acids. The record is from RefSeq and is a predicted model, not a curated record.